Molecule: messenger RNA, 2813 nt
Organism: Cyprinodon tularosa
Lineage: Eukaryota; Metazoa; Chordata; Actinopteri; Cyprinodontiformes; Cyprinodontidae
Gene: large2
Product: LARGE xylosyl- and glucuronyltransferase 2
Exons: 15
Coding region: 271-2511 (746 amino acids)
Biological process (GO): protein O-linked glycosylation via mannose
Molecular function (GO): glucuronosyltransferase activity; xylosyltransferase activity
Source: RefSeq, a predicted model, not a curated record
GACCUACAGGAGCCGCAGAGGUCGAAGAAGUGGGACAGAAGUCUGCAGAGACCCUGGGAAAAGAAGCGGAGGAGGAUUAUGAGGAGGAAGAGCGGAUCUCCCCCACAGUGACUGAACUUGGACUUGUUUCUGCUUGUUUGGAUCGUAGGACAGGAAGUAUCCAGGUGGGAAGACGGAGCAAAGAUGAAAGGAUGCUGCAGGGAGCUGAGGACCGUCUGAGCCCCACCUGAACCCCAUCCCUUACCUGACUGUCUGAGCCGCCGCCCCAUCAUGCACCUGCUGUGCCGCGGGCGCCUCAAGCUGCUGGUGGCGUCUCUGACCGCCGUGGUCCUGCUCACCUGGCUCUACUUGCUGGCAGGAAACCUGGAGAACGGCCGCUCCCUCCUCUUGGCACCCUGUUUGCCAGACACCCCCGCCGCUCAGGUCCUGGAGCGAGCCGUCCUGGAGUUGCGGGUCCGAGAAGUGGAGGAGGAGAACCGGCAGAUCAAGCUGCAGCUCAGCCAGGCGCAGGGCACCGCUGAGGGUAACUACGGCAACCAGCAGUGGGGCGCGUCGGCCGACACCGUGCCAGAGGACGGCGACAACACGGCGGAGGAGAAAAACAACCACACGGACUGCUCCAGAUCGCCCACCGUCCAGAAGUGUGAGCUGAUCCACGUCGCCUGUGUUUGUGCCGGUCACAAUGCCAGCAGAGACGUGGUGACCUUGGUCAAGUCUGUCCUUUUCCACAGGAGGAAUCCUCUCCACUUUCAUUUCAUCACGGACUCCGUGGCCAGUCGGAUCCUCAGCUCCUUGUUCCAGUCCUGGAUGGUCCCGUCUGUGCAAGUCAGCUUCUACGAUGCAGAGGAGCUCAAGUCCGAGGUGUCCUGGAUACCCAACAAGCAUUACUCAGGUAUUUACGGCUUGAUGAAGCUGACGCUAACCAAAGCUUUACCGUCUGACCUGGCGAAGGUCAUCGUCCUGGAUACAGACAUCACCUUCGCCACCGACAUCGCCGAGCUGUGGGGCAUCUUCAAGAAGUUCACCGAUAAGCAGGUGAUUGGACUGGUGGAGAACCAGAGCGACUGGUACCUGGGGAACCUGUGGAAGAACCACAGACCCUGGCCGGCGCUGGGAAGAGGCUUCAACACGGGCGUCAUCCUUCUCUACCUGGAACGACUGAGGAGGAUCAGCUGGGAACAGAUGUGGCGUCUGACGGCAGAGAGGGAGCUAAUGAGCAUGCUCAGCACGUCGCUGGCUGACCAGGACAUCUUCAACGCCUUCAUCAAGCAGAACCCGGUUCUGGUCCACCAGCUGCCCUGCUUCUGGAACGUCCAACUGUCCGACCACACGCGCUCAGAGCAGUGCUACACCGAGGUGUCCGACCUCAAGGUGAUCCACUGGAACUCUCCAAAGAAGCUGCGAGUGAAGAACAAGCAUGUGGAGUUCUUCAGAAACCUCUACCUGACCUUCCUGGAGUAUGACGGUAACCUGCUGCGCAGGGAGCUGUUCGGCUGCCCGAGCCAGGCCAGUCCAGAAGGCGUCCGGCUGCAGGCGGCGCUGGAGGACCUGGACGAAGACGAUCAGUGCUACGACUUCCGACGGGAGCGCUUGACGGUGCACAGGGUGCACCUGUACUUCCUGCAGUACGAGUACACGCCCACAGAGGACGACACAGACGUGACCCUGGUGGCACAGCUCUCCAUGGACAGGCUGCAGAUGCUGGAGGCCAUCUGUAAGCACUGGGAGGGCCCCAUCAGCCUGGCCCUCUACAUGUCCGACGCAGAGGCGCAGCAGUUCCUGCGCUACGCCCAGGCCUCAGAGGUUCUCAAGAACCGCAAGAACGUCGGCUACCACAUCGUCUACAAGGAGGGCCAGUUUUACCCGGUCAACCUGGUGAGGAACGUGGCCUUGAGGAACGCCAACACCCCCUACGUGUUCCUGACGGACGUAGACUUCCUGCCGAUGUACGGUCUCUAUGAUUACCUCAGGAAGUCUGUGGUCCAGCUGGACAUGGCUCACACCAAGAAGGCUCUGGUGGUUCCGGCCUUCGAGACUCUCCGUUACCGCCUGUCCUUCCCCAAAUCCAAAGCCGAGCUCCUCUCCAUGCUGGACAUGGGAACUCUCUACACCUUCAGGUACCACGUGUGGCCGAAGGGCCACGCUCCAACCAACUAUGCCAAAUGGCGAACGGCGACCACGCCCUAUAAGGUGGAGUGGGAGUCAGACUUCGAGCCGUACGUCGUGGUGCGACGGGAUUGUCCGGAGUACGACCAGCGCUUCGUGGGCUUCGGCUGGAACAAGGUGUCCCACAUCAUGGAGCUGGACGCUCAGGAGUACGAUCUGAUGGUCCUUCCCAAUGCCUUCAUGAUCCACAUGCCACACGCUCCCAGCUUCGACAUCUCCAAGUUCCGCUCUAGCGCCAGCUACCGUAACUGUCUGAACACACUGAAGGACGAGUUUCACCAGGAUCUGUCCAGGAAAUAUGGAGCCACUGCUCUCAAGUACCUCACUGCCCAGAGGAACAUGUAAACUCCAGGGAGCCGGGAUCAGGACCCUGAGGGCUCGGACUCGUGCUGGAGAUCACUGGGCAGCAGGUGGAACCGUAGAGCUUUAUGGCCCAUCUGAGCAUCUCGGGCUGCUGUGCAUUAAUCCUGCAGUGGAUGCAGAGACCAAGGAGAAUCUGAUGGGAGGAUGAAGGACCAGGAUGCAGACAGGUGUUCCUUUAAGGAGCAAAGCGAGAAGCAUUCAGUUUUAAUUUGUUCUGACAAUCAGGGCUUUUUCCAGAGGCAGUCUGUCUCUGCAUGGAUGCCAGGACCCGGCAGGACCCAGCG